AUGACCAAACUUAGAAUUCCUGAGGGUACCACUAUUAUAGAUGCUGAUGAAUAUGAAGAACUUCAAAGGCAAAAAUUUGUUGUACAUCAACAGCAGAAGCAACGAAAUGUGGACUUUGAGGGGAUAAAAAUACCAUUUCCUGUAUUCAUGCAACUCAUGAUUAUGGUAGCUACUCUACACGCAAGUUAUACUGUGUAUGGUAAGGAACCCUUCCAAAUGGUUUGGAAAUUGCUAAUAUUUAUUGGUGCCCAGGUUGUUAGAAGAUUCACUAAUAAUCAGAAACAUAUCAUUGAAUCUCAUAACAAAAUGCAUAAUAAUAAUAUCAACUCUGACACCAAUGUUAAGAAUAAAAAUAAAAUUAAAAAUAAGCAUAAUAGCAAAGAACAAAAUGAUACAGUAUCAACAGCUUCCACAAAUAUGGUAGAUACGGAUUCCAUUAAUAUAAAAUAUCCUUUUGAAACUGUUUAUGUGUUUUUUUUACCGUUCAUGAUGUCAUUGUUAUUUUUCCCUUCUUUAGUUAAUAUAAAUUUGGUUUUGAUGUUGAACAUAUUUGAUGGAUCUUUAUUUACCAAAUUUAUAAUUCAAUUAUUCUUUUUAAUGUUUACUAGCUAUGAAGAAAUAGUAUUGUUUAGAAAUUUUAUUGGUGUUAUUUUAAAUAUUAUAGUGAAUUAUAUCUUAAUCCAUAUCAGUGAAUUGAAAAGUUUGGAUAUAGUAGAUUGCAAUCUAUUUAGUAUUCUUUUAACCGAUGUAUUAUUUUUAGCAAAACAUCAACAAUUAGUUCAUUCUGAGAAUAUUAAUUUGCCAUAUAAUGUGAUCUGGGGUGCUUUAGUAGCAUUUAUAGUAUCUGUAGGGAUCAAUUAUAUGUUAUCAAUACCUCUACAAAGUGUAAAAAAUAAAACUAUCAGAUCGUUAGUUUUAUUUGUUGCUUUCAUAUCAAUUUUCCCAUCCUUUCUUAACUGGUUUGUUGAUGUUGAGGCAAAUAGACAAGAUAUUCCUGUAAGAUGGUUAUUCAAUUAUAUAUUGGAAUCAAAGAUACGUCAAAGAAUCUUAAUUACAUGGUUACUAUUUAUAGUUAUAUUAAUUCCUAAUAUUUUGAUUCUCAAAUCAAAUUUUUCUUUAAAUACAUCAAGAAAAUUAUGGCAUUAUUUAAUCUUAAUAUUAAUUAUCCAGCCUUUUAACUGGGAUCCAACUUUUGUUAAAAUUUCUUUAGCAGGUACAAUAGUCCUGUUUCUAUCAGUGGAAUAUUUAAGAUACUUGAAGUUGGAACCAUUAGGUAAAAUCUUAGAUGAAAAAUUAAGAUCAUUUGCUGAUUUCAGAGAUGAAAGAGGUCCAAUUAUUAUCUCAUAUAUUUAUUUGAUUAUCGGUAUUGCGACACCAUUAUUGAUUUCUGAUUCACCUGUCGGACUAAUUAGUCUUGGUGUAGGUGAUUCUACUGCUUCUAUCAUUGGUAAGAGAUAUGGUAAAUUUCGUUGGCCAGAUUCAGAUAAGACUAUUGAGGGUACUUUUGCAUUCAUAUUAACCACUUUUGUUACAGGAUAUAUUUGUAAACAAUAUUUGGGUUAUUUUGAGUAUUUAACUGUGGGAAAUUGGUUAUUAGUUUGUACACUAUCUGGUGUGCUUGAAGGCAACAGUAUUUUAAAUGACAAUAUAUUAAUUCCAGCAUUUAUGAUGAUUUGUGAAAAAUUAUUUUCCUUCUAA
Messenger RNA from Arxiozyma heterogenica, 1698 nucleotides. It is a transcript of the gene SEC59, whose product is annotated as dolichol kinase. Gene Ontology annotation, biological process: dolichyl monophosphate biosynthetic process. Gene Ontology annotation, molecular function: dolichol kinase activity. The record is from RefSeq and is a predicted model, not a curated record. The transcript has a single exon. NCBI's taxonomy places the organism in Eukaryota, Fungi, Ascomycota, Saccharomycetes, Saccharomycetales, Saccharomycetaceae. Bases 1 to 1698 code for a protein of 565 amino acids. Gene Ontology annotation, cellular component: endoplasmic reticulum membrane.